UUACUCACCUGCCUUCUCACGGAUACCGGUCAGCAAGUAUAAUGGCCGCACCCGUAGAAGCAUCGGGCACUGCGCAGCCGGAAAUAAAAGCGGAAGAUAUUUUUGAACCUCACGUUCUAGCAAAGUACGACCCAGAAAUCGUCAAGUAUAUCCUGAAAGUCAGGGCCGCAGGCGCACCAGCACAGCCAGAAUCCCGUAUCGAAGUAAUCCGUGCAAACCCCGCCAAGUUUGCGCUACCAUGGUCAAAAGACGUUACGGGAUGGGAAAGGGUUGUCGAUGCGAAUGUUACUUCUCAAGACGGUGUAGAAAUCCCAAUUAAAAUCUAUCAGACAAACUCUGCACAGUUCGGCAAUGGGCCGUAUGGCGUUCACCUCAAUUUCCAUGGCGGUGGCUUUGUCUUAGGUGACCUGAACACCGAGUCGCAAUUAUGCCUGAGCAUGCGCGAUGGCGCCGGCGUUGUCGUCAUCGAUGUGAACUACCGACACUGUCCUGAAGCAGUUUGGGGUUCAGGUGUGCGAGAUGCUUGGGCGGUGCUGUUAUGGGCCCGACAAUCAGCAGCCUCGCUGAAAAUCAACCCUGAUUCGGUAUCAAUUGGUGGUAUUUCAGCAGGAGCCCACAUUACUCUCAUUCUACAACAUAUGGCUCGGGACGCCGGGAUUCCACUGAGGCUCUGCUUGGCAACUGUACCCCCAUCUUCAAGUGCACUUCUCUAUGAGGACUACACCGACUCCCCUUUCGCCUCCUUCCGCGAAUUCGCUAACGGGCCAGUGUUACCGUGGGCACGAAUCAAGUUCUUUGGCGACCAGUGUUUCCCUGCGGACAAAACCGACGAAAUUCGUGCCUCCGUACCUGAAUGGUGGAUAUCCCCCUUGAAGUCGGAGAAUUGGAAUGGGCUCUGUGACACUUUCAUCAGGACUGCUGAAUGUGAUACUUUACGUGAUGAGGGCGAGGCCUACGCAUUGAAACUCGUCGAGGGUGGUAAUAAGGUCACAUUGAAACGAUACAAGGGGUCACCACAUACAUUUAUGUACUUGGAUUGGUUCGACAAGAAGCAGGAAUAUGAUCGCGACUCCAUCAUAGCAUUAAAGCAGGCGCAUGGCAUAUUGUGAAAGGUGGUAUUCUAGAGCCCACGAUGUUUAAUAGGCAAACGUCGUCGUUAUAUAGGUAUAUACUAUGUGUUAUACAAUAAUCCAAGCAAUGAAGUCUAA
Molecule: messenger RNA, 1208 nt
Organism: Hypoxylon trugodes
Lineage: Eukaryota; Fungi; Ascomycota; Sordariomycetes; Xylariales; Hypoxylaceae
Product: alpha/beta-hydrolase
Exons: 4
Coding region: 42-1109 (355 amino acids)
Molecular function (GO): hydrolase activity
Source: RefSeq, a predicted model, not a curated record